CCCGAGAAAAAUCCGCCCAAAUUGGUGCUUAAUAGACUUAAUCAUCAAAGAAGAAUAUCCUCAAGCCAAAUCCAUGAUAUGUAGCAUUCAAAAUCCAAGAAAAUUCAAAGGUUUUGCUCAAUUUUAUUGUACCUGUGGAAGGAACGCUGCAAUCAUAAGUUUAACAAUCGGAAGCUGGAGGAGGAGGAGAUCAUUCCUCGAGCUCUGGGGUGGCUUUCGGCUUUCUUGGCUGCUCAAGAUUCUCCGAACCCUAGCCCUGGGGUUGUCUCGGUCGGCGACCGCUCGAAUCAGGACUGUCGUUGGAUCCCGCCACCGGAGGGUUUCUAUAAAUUGAACUCUGAUGCUGGGAUAAUCAAAGGUCGCGGGAUUGGGCUGGGCUGUAUCUUUUGUGAUUGGCGAGGAAGGUUUGUUGGGGCAAUGGCGAAGAAGGUGAAGGGCGUUUGCAGAACUAUCGAAGUAGAGGCUAGAGCUCUGGUCAUGGGCUUGAGGGAGGCAAAUCGGAGAGAGCUCAGCCCCCUAAUUGUUGAAAUGGAUUGUCAGGUUUUGGUAAAUCAAUUGAAGAAGGGAGAGGAAGAUUGUACCGAGCUGGGUUUAUGGUGUGAGGAGCUGAAGGUUUUGGCUAGAGUGAAUGAAUCUUUGUCGGGAAGAGAAGUGAAGUGGGAGUUUAGAUCUAGAAAAUCGAAUGUUGUGGUCCACUGGUUGGCUCACAUUGGGUUGGGGUGGGAUCAGCAAGUGGUCUGGGUUGAAAACCCUCCACUUACUCUUGGUUGUAUGAUUGAGGCUGAUUUGGGUCUUGGGACCUAAGUUUUUAAUAAAUUGAACCAGAUUUC
This is a messenger RNA of Linum trigynum, 830 nucleotides long. NCBI's taxonomy places the organism in Eukaryota, Viridiplantae, Streptophyta, Magnoliopsida, Malpighiales, Linaceae. The record is from the annotation of a GenBank genome assembly.